AUGCCCAACUGCCCAGUUUGCCGUGCCUCCCACCAACAGGAGUGUGGCCAGCGGCAAUUUAUAGAGGCGACUUGCUCCGUCUGCCUUGAGCAAAAGUCUCCCUUCGUGACGUUGCCUUGCCGUCAUGGGCUCUGCGACACAUGUUUGCCUCGAUUAGGAUUCAGCUUGUCAGCCAGAGGCCCAGGCUCGCGCAGCAGGACGCCAUGCAGACGUGACAGGCGUCGGGGGCUCUCUCGGGGGCUCUUCGGGCAAGACGCGUAUCAAACAACCCUUCAGUCGGAGUCGGCGUAUCAGGCCGAGCUCGCGGAGGAGGACGAGGAGGCUCUAGCUGAAGCGAUGCACGAGGAGGCUGAAGCAGCUUACGACGCCGACCUCGAGGAGGCGGAGGCGCUGGCUUUUGCUCGAAUGGAGGAGGAUGAGGCUCUUGCUGAAGCAGCUUACCAGGCCGAGCUCGAGGCGGAGGAGGCGCAGGAGGCGCUAGAUCAGGCUGCGUACGAGGCUGAACUCGAUGAGCAGGAGCUGGCCGACGCGGCUUGUCAGGCAGAGCUCGAGGAGCAAGACGAGAUCGCCGAGGCGAUUUACGAGGCCGAGCUCGAGGCGGAAGAGGCGCUUGCUGAAGCGGCUUACGAAGCUGAACUCGAGGAGGCGGACCUAGCUGAGGCGGCCUACCAGGCAGAACUGGAGGUCGAGGAGGCUCUGGCCGAAGCGACAUAUCAAGCCGAGCUGGAAGCAGAUGCUCUAGCCGUUGAGCUCGAAGAGGAGGAGGCGGAUGCACGAGCUGAAACGGCAGGCUUUUACUAG
Messenger RNA from Prorocentrum cordatum, 801 nucleotides. NCBI's taxonomy places the organism in Eukaryota, Dinophyceae, Prorocentrales, Prorocentraceae. The record is from the annotation of a GenBank genome assembly.